AUGAAUUCUGAGAUUGAGAGGGCUUUCCUCAUGAGGGACCAGCUCGUGGUUGGCCACACACAGGACACCAACUCCUUCUUUAUGUGCCAGCGGCUGCGCGCUCUGGGCGUGCGGGUGGCCCGGGUGUCAGUGGUGCCUGACGAGGUGGACGCCAUUGCCAGUGAAGUGGCCACCUUUGCCUCCCGUUUCACCUACGUGCUGACCUCGGGGGGCAUUGGCCCCACACACGACGACGUCACCUUCGAGGCGGUGGCCAAGGCCUUCGGGGAGAGGGUGACCCCCCACCCCGAGCUGGUGGCCCUGGUGCACAAGUUCUUUGGCAAGACAGACGCACAGUGCCCCGAGAUGAAGUUGGCUCGUGUCCCUGAGUCCUCCCGCCUCAACUAUGGCACAGAUGGGCGCACGGGCAACACCUUCAAGUACCCGCUGGUGAGUGUCCGCAAUGUCUACAUCUUCCCUGGCAUCCCGGCGCUGCUGGAGCGCGCCCUGGAUGGGCUCGCCCACCUUUUCCGCAGCCACCAGACCCGCUUCCACUCCCGCACCAUCUACGUGGCGGCCGACGAGAUCCUCCUGGCACCGGUGCUGGACCAGACUGAUGCUGCCUUCCGGGGCCGCGUCAGUUUGGGUUCCUACCCAGACUGGGUGAACAACUACUACCGUGUGAAGCUGACAUUGGACUCGGAGUCAGAGCAGGAGCUGGAGGAAGCGUAUCGCUUCUUGAUGGAGAAGCUGCCGCCGGGUGUUAUCGUGCCAUUGGUGACCGACUGUGUCUCGCCAGCACCCACCGAGGUUUAUGGCCUGGCUGAGUCAGGCUCGGCCCUGGGGCAGAAGGUGGCAGCAGCUCUGCGAACCAUCGAGGAGGCUUUGGACCGGUACAGCCUGGCCCAGCUCUGCGUGGGUUUCAACGGGGGCAAAGACUGCACAGCCCUGCUGCACCUUGUCCAUGCCGCUGUGGAGAGGCGGUACCCAGCCAGGCGGGAGAAGCUGCAGGUGCUCUACAUCCGCCUCGUGUCGCCCUUCCCCGAAAUGGAGCAGUUCAUCCAGGCCACUGUCCAGAGGUACAUGGGGCAGUGCGGGGGGGCCCGGCCCCGCCUGAGGGAGCGGGAGCCGCAGCUGGAGGCCGUCCUGAUGGGCACGCGGCGGACGGACCCCUACUCCCGCACCCUGACCCCCAUGUGCCCGACAGACCCUGACUGGCCUCCAUACAUGCGGGUGAACCCCCUGCUGGACUGGACCUACCGGGAUAUCUGGGAAUUUCUGCGCAAGCCCUUUGUCCCCUACUGCAUCCUCUACGACAAGGGCUACACCUCUCUGGGGAGCACGGCCAACACGCAGAAGAACCCGGCGCUGCGCUACACCGAUGCCGGGGGCCGGGAGAGCUAUCGGCCUGCCUACGAGCUGGAAAACGAGGAAGAGGAGCGCACCUCCCGUCGGUGA
This is a messenger RNA of Chaetura pelagica (chimney swift), 1437 nucleotides long. It is a transcript of the gene FLAD1, whose product is annotated as flavin adenine dinucleotide synthetase 1. The transcript has 7 exons. Gene Ontology annotation, biological process: FAD biosynthetic process. The record is from RefSeq and is a predicted model, not a curated record. Lineage: Eukaryota; Metazoa; Chordata; Aves; Apodiformes; Apodidae. The coding region runs from base 1 to 1437 and encodes 478 amino acids. Gene Ontology annotation, molecular function: FMN adenylyltransferase activity.